AUGUCUCGCAAACAAAAAUCGCAGAUAUCCCUAACCAUGCCUGCCACCGCCCUGCGCUACUCCCCCGCAUCGCCAUCCCCCUCCGCCUCCUGGCGAUCCGCCCAGUCCUCGGCACAGGCGUCCCUCCCGACCGAGAUCGUCCCGCGUCUCUUCAUCUCCGACAUCUGCGCUGCAGAGAGCGCACACACGCUCGUCUCCCUCGGAAUCACCCACGUCCUCAGCGCGAUGUGCGGGCGCGUCAUCCUGCCACCCGCCCUGCCCCUCGAACGCCUCCAAAUACCCCUCCAGGACAGCCCGUUCUCCGAGCUCGCCAACUUCCUCCCCUCCUCGACGUCCUUCGUCUCCAACGCCCUGCGCGAUCCAAACGCUCGUGUCCUCGUGCACUGCGCACAGGGCGUCAGUCGGAGCUCCAGCGUCGUUUGCGCCUAUCUCAUCGCCAAGUACGGCUGGUCGCCCGAGCAGGCAUUGCAAUAUGUCAAAUCCAAGUACAGCCAGGCGGAUCCAAAUCCAGGUUUUGUCAUGCAGCUGGGCGAGUAUGCACGCUCGUUGCAAGGGGCAGGACAAUGA
Fibroporia radiculosa is the source of this 567-nucleotide messenger RNA. RefSeq lists its product as uncharacterized. Gene Ontology annotation, molecular function: protein tyrosine/serine/threonine phosphatase activity. The transcript has a single exon. Lineage: Eukaryota; Fungi; Basidiomycota; Agaricomycetes; Polyporales; Fibroporiaceae. The record is from RefSeq and is a predicted model, not a curated record. Gene Ontology annotation, cellular component: cytoplasm. Bases 1 to 567 code for a protein of 188 amino acids. Gene Ontology annotation, biological process: protein dephosphorylation.